AUGCUUGCUUUAUUUGUUUGUGUUUGUCUGUGUAUCACACACAACACAGGAGUCAAGUCAGUGCUGAAGAAUGUCUAUUUCAUCAAGCUUUUUCUUCUAAUACCUUUCUUCUAAUAUUUUUUAUUUUUUUGCUGGUGAAGGGUGAAAACUGAUUUACAACACCAUGGAUUUCUUCCAGACCGCCCUGCGCUUUUUCACAAACCAGAAGAACACCAUUGGCUACAGCUUCAUGGCUCUCAUGACUAUUGGGGGAGAGCGGAUUUUCUCCAUAUUCACCUUCCAGUGCCCUUGUAAUCGCCAACAAAACUUUGUCUAUGGCCUGACCUUCCUGCUGAGCCCCGGGCUGGUGCUCCUGGUCUUGGGUCUCUUUUUCAGUAGUAAACUGUGGCGUCUCUACACUGGCUGCUGCCUUAACCCCAUGAAGCUAUGCGCCAAGGGCAACUAUUGCAAUUGCUUCCAAGAUUUGUUCAAGAUCUUCAUUGGGGCCCUUGUUGCCCCUAUCAUGUGGCUCUGUGUGGCACUGUUGAAUGGGACAUUCUACACAUGUGCUGUCAGUGGAAUGGAUGAACAUUUUGUUUUGAAUCUGUUCUGUAAAAACAAGACCAUGAGGUGCCAGCAAGAGCUGGCUCGUGUACCCUGCAGAAAGUCCAACUUGUCUGCUGAUGAAAACAUGGAGUUGUUGCUUAUGUUACAGAGUCAAUCGCAGAUACUUGGCUGGUGUAUCAUCAUCAUUUCAGUCGUAAUAGGCUUCCUUGGGACCUGCUACUCCAACUGUCGCUCUGAGGUCAGCUACCUGCAGCUCACCUUCUGGAAGCGCUACAUUGAAAAGGAGAAUGAGCAGUUUGACACCUUCGCUGGAGAGUAUGCCUCCAAGCUGGCGGAGAGGAAUUCCCGGAGCUUCUUUGAGAUCUGUGAACCUGAGAAAUUCCCAUUGCCCAACCACAAAGCUUGGGAGGAGAUUUCAACCCUGUAUACCUUCUCGAAUAGCGAGCAGUACUACAGCACCCUGCAGAAGUAUGUGGAGCGCGGUCAUGGCGAAAGCCCUAAGAGACCAGUCCUUGACCCAUAGAUGGGCUGAAAAAGCUUCUCCUCCUGAGAAGAGUGCAGAUUUACAUAAUAUUCUACAACUUUUUUUUUACAGCCCUUUUCAUUGGUAAUGUAUGCUUUUUUAUUUACUAUAUAUUGAUGCAGUAUGUAUGGAACUGUAGAACUUGGACUGAAGAAGCAUUUCUGUCUCUAUUUCCUUGAAAGCAAUGUGGCACCACUAAGAAUUUUACUAGCAUGGACAAAGAUAUGAUUACCAAAGAAUGCAGCAAUUGCAGAAGUGUCAAAACAAUGUGGCUUCCUGCCUGCUGAAAGUUUGUAUUGAAUUUGUAAUAUCCAAUGGUAAUUUAUUGGACACAAGCAGAUAAAAUGUUCCAUUUACAACGGAUGACUUAGUUGUAACUUGCCAUUUGUUUGACAUGUACAUAUAUAAAUCCAAAUUGGUGCAUAAUCAUCACCAAAUAUUUGCCAAUAUUUCUGUUCUUUGGUUGUUGUAUUAAAUUACAUUGCCUCUCAAGAGAAUUCACCACAUUGGACUUUUCCAGAUUUUAUUGAACAUGAAAUCAAAAUGGAGUGUUUGGCACUGAUCAACAUAAAUGUCAAUAAAGUCAGAGUGAAAAAUCUAAUCUGUAAAUUAAUUACAAAUAUAAAACAGAAAACAAUUUAUUGCAUAAGGAUUCAUCAACAGCGAUGACAACAGACGGAGCUGUGUUGCAAUCAACUG
This is a messenger RNA of Esox lucius (northern pike), 1768 nucleotides long. Its product is annotated as calcium homeostasis modulator protein 5. The record is from RefSeq and is a predicted model, not a curated record. NCBI's taxonomy places the organism in Eukaryota, Metazoa, Chordata, Actinopteri, Esociformes, Esocidae. The transcript is spliced from 2 exons. The coding region runs from base 164 to 1069 and encodes 301 amino acids. Gene Ontology annotation, molecular function: monoatomic cation channel activity.